This is a messenger RNA of Knipowitschia caucasica, 5337 nucleotides long. Lineage: Eukaryota; Metazoa; Chordata; Actinopteri; Gobiiformes; Gobiidae. The record is from the annotation of a GenBank genome assembly.
AUGGCCCCCGUGCGCUCUCUUGUUUCCAGGCAGGCAGAGCGCAGCCAUACGGAGGGAUUUGGUUAUGUCCCGCUGAAGAAGAGGAGGAGAAGGGGGAGGCGGGGGCAACAGCCCGAAACAACGGGAACUGAGUGGGAUUUUUUGGUGAAGAAGGAAGGAAGCGGAGGAGAGUUGAACAGCGACAAAACCUGCCUCUCCCUGUUGCAGAAGAACAGCUCGUGUUGUCCAAUGAAUGGAGUUGCUUUUUGCCUUGUUGGAAUACCACCCUACACUGAGAACCACGGUAAAGGCCGGAGGGAUGGCCUCUCCACGGGCAGUGAAAACCCGCGGCCAGUGCUGGGGUCCCGGACCGGGCGGGACGGGGGCGUGGCCUGGAGGUGUCCAAGGACGCUGCUGCUCCACAAGAAUUCUCAGGGCUUCGGCUUCACGCUGCGCCACUUCAUCGUCUACCCCCCGGAGUCCGCUCUGCACAACAACUUCACGGACGAGGAAAACGGCAACAGUAAUGAAAAGGGCUUCCAGAAGGGCCGGCUGGAGCCCAUGGACACCAUCUUUGUUAAAAACGUGAGAGAGAAGGGUCCAGCGCACCAGGCAGGCCUCUGCACAGGGGACCGGCUGGUCAAGGUGAAUGGGGAGAGUAUUCUUGGCAAAACAUACUCACAAGUGAUCGCUCUAAUUCAGAACAGCGAGUGUGUCCUGGAGCUUUCCAUUAUGCCCAAAGAUGAAGACGUACUGCAGUUGGCGUACUCCCAAGAUGCCUACCUGACAGGCAACGAGCCGUACUCCGGGGGAGCGGAGCACCUCCCGCCCCCUCCUCCCCUCUCCUACACUCGUGCCAAGACCCAGCCUCCAGUGGGGACGCCGUCGCCUGGGUCUAUGGGCCAGAACCAGCUGGAUAACUGGACUCGCUUGCCCGGCUCCUCUGGACCCUCUUCACCUCUCGAUAACCGCUCUGCAGUGGGCAGCCCCGCCAGCUGGCAGGGGGGGCGUCCCGGAGACCCGGGGGGAGUGGGUCACAGCAGCCCCGCUCACCGCACAGAGGAGAUCCAGUACGGCAUGACCAAUCAGCAGCCUCAGGGCCAGACCAGAGGCCGGUCCUUCUCUUCUUCCUCCUCCUCUGGUCCUCUGUCCAGUCCUCUGCAGGUGCACUACCCAAACCACACCUCGUCACAGCCCAGGGGGUCCAGCUCGGCCUGGACCAGCCCUCCACCCCCCCACCUUGGCCCUGAGCGCACGCAACAGGCGCUCUCCGACUGGUACUACAGCCAGAGGCCUGAGCGCUCUGGUCGCACACAGAGCCGACAGCGCAGCUACUCUCAGGACCGGCUCAGUGACUACAAGAGACAGCAGCGGCCGGGGGGCUGGCCCCACAGCGCGUCCCAGGACACACUGUUCCUGGUGCAGCAGUCUGGACCCGGACCUCAGGGAGACCCCUACUGGUCCUACGGGGACUAUGAGUCAGGACCGGGGCGGGGGCCUUCCUCCAACUACACACGGACGCGCUCUGAGAACCUGCUGGCUCAGUACGACCACCGGGGGCGCUCUAUGGAGAUGCUGGACCGCACCACCGUCCUGGUCUCCCCUCGCUUUGACAGACCCCCACAGCCUCCCCCCAGGAACGACCUGUACUCGCGUCAAACCGGGCACCAUGUCCCGCCUCAGGCCCCUGCGGCCUCCAGACACGCUCACCCCAAACACCCCACACCCACACACCAGCCCCCCCUGCCCCCCCAGCAGCAGGCCGUGCCUCAGAGCCGGCGCCUGCCCCAUACUCAGAGCAUGGGCGACCAGCCGGUGGGUUACCGCAGCUACAGCCCCUCCUUCUACAGAAAGACUGGCCGCAUCAUGCAGGCGCACUCCUUCAGGGACCCAUCGUACUCUGGCCCACACUUGAACUGGAACACGACGAGCCCCCCAGAGGCCACACCUGCCCCCCUGGUGUCCUCAGCCUCCUCUCCGCUCUCCUCCAGCUCCUCAGAGUCCCGGGACCGCUCUUAUCGCCCCACCAACCACGACAGGGAGCGCGUGGCGGUGGAGGAGGCAGUGUCGGCCCAAACGCAGGAGGUGGUUUUGAGGCAGAAACCCCCGACGGGCAGAAGGAACGCUCAGUGCAUGAGACAGGCCCACUACGCUCUUCCCAUAGACGGACUCGAGCCCUCGCUCUUCUCCCCCGACCAGGACCUCGCACUUUCAGCUGAGAAGGUCGCUCCACGCAAACCCAACGGCAGCCUGGCACCGCUGCCCAUCGAGGACGACUCUCUGGCCUCUAUACCGUUCAUAGAUGAGCCGACCAGCCCGAGUGCAGACCUGAAGGCGCGCCACGUCCCGGCCUCCUCCGUCGUGUCCAGCGGUCUCUCUUCAGCGCCCCCUGUGGUCACCAGCCCUGCCUCCCCCACCUUCACCUUCCCCCUCACUAGGCUCUUCUCCCAGGACUGCAGCAGUAUUAAAUCGACUCGCCGUUCCUCCUAUCUUCUAGCCAUCACCACCGAGCGCUCCAAAUCCUGCGACGAAGGACUCAACUCCUUCCGGGAAGAGGGACGCGUCUUUUCAAGGCUACCAAAGAGGGUGAAAAGCUUCUUCACAGACGGGUCGCUGGACCAGCUGGGAUCGGCAGAGGAGGUUCGGUCGAAACGCCACUCGACCUCAGAGCUGGGAAACAUCACGUACAGCGACGUGCGGAGAGAAGGAUGGCUGCACUACAAACAGAUCCUCACAGAAAAGGGCAAGAAAGUGGGCAGCGGCAUGCGUCCGUGGAAGCGUGUUUUCUCCGUGCUGCGUUCACAUUCGCUGUUCCUCUACAAAGACAAGCGGGAGGCGGUCCUGCGGGGGGCUACAAUCGGGGGCGGGGCAGAGGACGACCAACCAAUCAGCAUCCGCGGCUGUCUGGUGGACAUCGCGUACAGUGAGACCAAACGGAAAAACGCCCUGCGGCUGACCACCCAGGACUUCUGCGAGUACCUGCUCCAGGCCGAGGACCGCGAGGACAUGCUAGACUGGAUCGAGGUCAUCCGCGAGAACAGCAAGACGGACAAUGAGGAGCUUGGAUUUUCCAGACAGGCCUUAAUCAGCAAGAAACUGAAUGACUACAGAAAGCAGAGUCCGACCAGCGCAAAGCCAGACUCCUCUCCCCGAUUGCACCGGAUGAAGACAAAUUUCCUCUCGCCUAAAACAGAAACCGCAUCCAGUGCCCCACGCUCGCCCAAGCCAGAAGGCAAAGAGGAAAGCAGUCCACCCAAAUCUCCUUGGGGAAUCAACAUCAUUAAAAAGCCCAAAAAGGCCGGACCCAAGGCUUUUGGAGUGAGGUUGGAAGACUGUCAACCAGGUGUCAACAACAAGUUUAUCCCGCUGAUUGUGGAGUUCUGCUGUGGUCUGGUGGAGGAAAUGGGGCUGGAGUACACAGGGAUUUACAGAGUCCCUGGGAACAACGCUAUGGUGUCACAGCUGCAGGAGCAACUCAAUAAAGGAGUGGACAUCAACCCCACAGAAGAGAAAUGGCAGGACCUGAAUGUCGUCAGCAGUUUGCUCAAAUCCUUCUUUAGAAAACUCCCAGAGCCGCUCUUUACCAACGACCAUUACAAUGAUUUUAUAGACGCCAAUCGGAUGGAAAAUGCCUCGGAUCGACUCAAAACCAUGAAGAAACUUAUACGAAACCUUCCUGAUUACUAUUACCACACACUGAAGUUCAUGGUCAUGCACCUGAAGACUGUGGCAGACAAUUCGGAUAAGAAUAAGAUGGAGCCUCGGAACCUGGCGCUGGUCUUCGGUCCAACUCUGGUGAGAACGUCUGAGGACAACAUGAAGGACAUGGUGACGCACAUGCCUGACCGCUACAAGAUCGUGGAGACUCUCAUUCAACAUGGUUUGUGGUUUUUCGAUGAAGAGAACGACAAGGAUGAAAAGACCCCAGUGGACACGGAGGACGUGCAGCCGGCUCCAAACAUUGACCACCUUCUUUCUAAUAUCGGCCGCACAGGUCUGCUCGGGGAGGCCUCAGACUCAACCAACAGUGAUUCAGCAAAAUCAAAGGCUUCAUGGGGCUCGAAGAAGGACCUCACCACCAGCCUGACUCUGUCCAUCAUGUCCGCCGUCACGGGCCGAAAGCGUCGCAAGCGCCACAACGGGCGGCGAGUGGGCAGCAGCACCGACGACGACUCGGAACACGAGCCGAUCAGACAUUUGGGGACGGAGGAGGAAGAGGAGGAAGCGGAGGAAGAGGGAGAAUCGCCAACAGCGGACGUAGCCCCUCGUGCCGAAGAAGAGAUUGACGAAGAUGACGAUGAGCAAGAAGAGGAUGUGGUGGUUGGGAGAACGCAAGAGAAGGAGGUUGUUGCGGAGGAAGUGGUGGAAAGCCAAAGGCACGAGGAGGUCGACGUACAGGUUAAAGAGACUCACUGGCGAUCUGUAGACGACGCCCGCUCUAUAGUGUCGGGCUACUCCACUCUGUCCACGCUGGGGCGGAGUUUGGGAUCAGAGGGGAGGGGUGAAGACGCCGAUGACGAGCACAGCGAACUGGUUAGCGAGACGGACAACGAGAGCGGGUUUGCAUCGCGGUCGCUCACUCAAGAACGGCCGGAGAAAAAGCCAAACAAGCCAGCCAGCCCCCAGACGCCAACCGCACCACGCAGCUUUCUAUACACGCAAUACAAGCAACCUGUGCUAGCGUCAACGAACUUGCUCGCCACGCCUACGCCCGAUCCGGGAGAGCAGAGCGACGGAACGACCACGCCGUCAUCGUUCUCGUCUUCGUCCACGGCGCACAAGCUGCACUCACGGCCCUCUUUUAACUCUCACAAACUCAUACAAUGCGACACGUUGGCUCGCAAGAAAUUAAAAGGCGAGAAAAUGAAAGCGAAGUCUUUAGAUUUGAUGGAGCUGCCAGGGAGCGGCCACAGCGACGGCUCAGAGGGAAGAGCGAGACACGAAACUUCUAAAAACAAUGCGUCUUCUGCGAGUAGCCAGGAAAGCGUGCGGCUAGCCAGAUCCAAAUCAUCCGUCGCCGAAGCCUUCAGUCUGAGAACUCCAAACGGGGGUAGAUCGUUAGCCGAACAAGUGCGCGCUCGGCUGAUGGGUUCCGCCGACGAUCUGCGUAGCGUAGGAAUGAGGAAACCGCUGUCUCCCGAAACGCGACGCAAGAGGAGAGCGUGGAGGAGGCAUACGGUCGUGGCAUCUCCGACGGAAAGUUCGGACAGACGGCCCGCUCUGAUGGUGAACGAUUUCCCGCUGUCGCCCAUAAGUCCAAACCAGGUCAAAGCACAGCGGCUGAACCAGGACACGGCAGACACUGUGGGACAGGGGACCAGGCAAGUGCCCACCUCCAGGUUUCACCAGUAUCUGUGA